GCCCCGCCCCUCCCCCGACCGCCCGCCUAGCAUGGUGCGGCUGCCGCGCGCGCCGACAUGGGCGACAAGCUGGAGCUGAGGCUCAAGUCACCCGUCGGGGCCGAGCCCGCCGUCUACCCGUGGCCGCUGCCGGUCUACGACAAGCACCACGAUGCUGCUCAUGAGAUCAUCGAGACCAUCCGGUGGGUCUGCGAGGAGAUCCCAGACCUCAAGCUCGCUAUGGAGAACUACGUACUCAUCGACUACGACACCAAAAGCUUUGAGAGCAUGCAGAGGCUGUGUGACAAGUACAACCGUGCCAUCGACAGCAUUCACCAGCUGUGGAAGGGCACCACCCAGCCCAUGAAGCUCAACACGCGGCCGUCCAAUGGGCUGCUGCGGCACAUCCUGCAGCAGGUGUACAACCACUCGGUCACCGACCCCGAAAAGCUCAACAACUACGAGCCCUUCUCCCCGGAAGUGUACGGCGAAACCUCCUUUGACCUGGUGGCCCAGAUGAUUGACGAGAUCAAGAUGAGUGAGGAUGACCUGUUCGUGGACUUGGGCAGCGGUGUGGGCCAGGUUGUGCUACAGGUCGCCGCGGCCACCAACUGUAAGCAUCACUACGGCGUGGAGAAAGCGGACAUCCCGGCCAAGUACGCGGAGACCAUGGACCGAGAGUUCAGGAAGUGGAUGAAAUGGUAUGGAAAGAAGCAUGCAGAAUACACACUGGAAAGAGGCGAUUUUCUCUCAGAAGAGUGGAGGGAGCGCAUUGCCAACACGAGUGUCAUCUUUGUGAAUAACUUUGCCUUUGGUCCCGAGGUGGACCACCAGCUGAAGGAGCGCUUCGCCAACAUGAAGGAAGGUGGCAGGAUCGUGUCCUCAAAGCCCUUCGCGCCUUUGAACUUCAGGAUCAACAGCAGGAACCUGAGUGACAUCGGCACUAUCAUGCGCGUGGUGGAGUUGUCCCCCCUGAAGGGCUCCGUGUCGUGGACAGGGAAGCCAGUGUCGUACUACCUGCACACCAUCGACCGCACCAUACUUGAAAACUAUUUUUCUAGUUUGAAAAACCCAAAACUCAGGGAGGAACAGGAGGCCGCUCGGCGCCGACAGCAGCGGGACAGCAAGAGCAACGCUACCACCCCCACCAAGGCCCCCGAGGGGAAGGCGGCUGGCCCAGCGACGACAGCAACAACGACAGGGGCUACUGCAGCGGAGGCCCCUGCGGACUUUGGUGCUGAGGAUGAGAAGGCAGGGGUGACCACUGUCAAGAAGGCCUCUCCCUCCAAGGCCCGCAAGAAGAAGCUGAACAGGAAGGGCCGCAAGAUGGCCGGCCGGCGGCGUGGGCGCCCCAAAAAGCUGAGCGCCGUGGACCCCGAGCGCAAACCCCGCAAGAGCCGCGCCGUGUUGGAUGCCCUGCACACCCCGGCCGCACCUCCCACCGCCCCUCCCUCUCCCCAGGAGCCAUAUAGGUCCCCUCACAGCCCGUUCUACCAGCUACCUCCAGGUGCGCAGCGACUACCCCCAAACCCGCUGCUCACGGCGCCCACCCCUCCCGCGCUGCAGAAGCUGCUAGAGUCCUUCAGGGUCCAGUACCUGCAGUUCCUGGCCUACACCAAGACCCCGCAGUACAAGGCCAACCUGCAGCAGCUGCUGGACCAGGAGAAGGAGAAGAAGGCCCAGCUGCUGGGCACGGCCCGCCAACUCUUCAGCCACUGCCAGGCCCAGAAGGAAGAGAUCCGUAGGCUCUUCCAGCAGAAGCUGGACGAGCUGGGGGUGAAAGCCCUGACGUAUGAUGACCUGAUCCAAGCCCAGAAAGAGAUCUGCGCUCACAACCAGCAGCUGCGGGAGCAGUCGGAGCAGCUGGAGAGAGACAACAGCCAGCUCCGCAGCCAGAGCCUCCAGCUGCUGAAAGCCCGCUGCGAGGAGCUGCGGCUGGACUGGGCCACACUGUCACUGGAGAAGCUGCUGAAGGAGAAGCAGGCCCUCAAGAGUCAGAUCUCAGAGAAGCAGCGGCGCUGCCUGGAGCUGCAGAUCAGCAUCGUGGAGCUGGAGAAGAGCCAGCGGCAACAGGAGCUACUGCAACUCAAGUCGUGCGUGCUGCCCGACGACGCUCUCCCCCUGCACCUGCGGGCCAAGGGCCCGCUGGGCCGCGAGCUGGAGGCCGAGCCCAGCCGCCUGCAUCUGGAGCUCGACUGUGCCAAGCUCUCGCUGCCUCACCUGAGCAGCAUGAGCCCUGAGCUGUCCAUGAACGGCCAUGCGGCCAGUUACGAACCGUGUGGCGCCCCGAGCCGGCCUUCGUCCAAGCAGAACACGCCUCAGUACCUGUCCUCGCCUCUGGACCAGGAGGUGGUACCCUGCACCCCCGGCCUCAGCGGCCGGCCCCGGCUCGAAAAGCUGUCAGCGCUGGCCCUACCUGAGUGCACAAGGCUGUCCCCAGCCAGCGUGGUGCUGCGGAGGCACCCAGGCCAGGAGCACCCGGGGCCGGCCAGGGCUGCUGCCAGUGAGGCCGCUCCAAGGGUGGAACAUGCCAAGGAGAAUGGCCUCCCCUACCCCAGCCCCUGCCUGCCCAGCGGAACCAAGCUGAGCCCUCAGGACCCACGGCCGCCAUCGCCUGGGCCCAUGCCACUCCUGACUGAGAAGAGCAGUGAGAAGGGCGUGAAGGAGCGAGCCUACAGCAGCAGCGGGGACACCAUCACCAGCCUGCCCAUCAGCAUCCCACUGAGCACCGUGCAGCCCAACAAGCUGCCCGUCAGCAUCCCCCUGGCCAGCGUGGUGUUGCCCAGCCGCGCCGAGAAGGUGGGUAGGAGCACCCCCAGUCCCGUGUCGGCACUCGACAAGCAGAUUGGUGCUAAUACCCACAGCGCGGGGAGUAAAGGCCUGGGCCUGGCCCCGACAGGUUUUGCCUAUGCGGGCUCGGUGGCCAUCACAGGGCCCUUGGGCGGGAGCCCAGCCCCCCUGGUACCCGGAGGAGAGUCCGCUGCCUUCGACGAGUCCUGCAGCUCCAGCAGCCUCUUCGUGGCUGUGGGCUCCCGCAGUACCACCCCACAGCAUCCGCCCCUGCUCGGCCAGCCCCGCACCUCUGGUCCUGCCUCUCCCGCCCACCAGCUUGCUGCCAGUCCCCGGCUUGCUGGGGCUGCCCAGGGCACUGUCCCCGACCCCAGCAAGGGAGAACUCCCCUGUGACACCGGCUUCUCAGACCCCGAGAGCGAAGCCAAGAGGAGGAGCGUGUUCACCAUCUCGUCCGGCGCGGGCAGUGCCAAGCAGUCGCCCUCCAACAAGCACAGCCCCUUGACCUCCGGCUCCCGUGGGGACAGCGGCCAGGGCCACGGGCAGGACAGGCGCAAACGUGGCCGCAGGAAGCGCGCCUCAGCUGGGACCCCCAGCCUGGGGGUGUCCCCCAAGCGCCGGGCACUGCCAUCCGUCGUGGGGCUCUUCACCCCGUCCUCAGGGUCCCCCCUCAACCUCAGCUCCAUGGUCAGCAACAUCAACCAGCCCUUGGAGAUCACGGCCAUCUCGUCCCCCGAGAAUUCCCUAAAGAGCUCCCCGACCCCCUACCAGGACCACGACCAGCCCCCCGUGCUCAAGAAGGAGCGGCCCCUGGGCCCCCCCAAUGGAGCCCACUACUCCCCGUUGACAUCGGACGAGGAGCCGGGCUCCGAGGAUGAACCUGGGAGUGCUCGAAUUGAGAGGAAGAUUGCGACAAUCUCCUUAGAUAGCAAAUCUCCCCCGAAAAGCUUGGAGAAUGGUGGUGGUCUGGCGGGGAGGAAGCUGGCUCCCGCCAGCGAGCCGGUCAACAGCAGCAAGUGGAAAUCCACCUUCUCGCCCAUCUCCGAUGUGAGCCUGACCAAGUCGGCCGACAGCCCACUGCAGGCCAGCUCUGCCUCAAGCCAGGCCUCCCUGUUUGCCUUCCGCCCGGCCCUGGAUGAGCCAGGGGCCGCUGAGCCCAAGUUGGCUGCCCACCCAAGGAAGAGCUUCGCCAGCUCCUUGGCAGGGGCCGACGGACACAGCCCAGGGGCCCACCCUUCCAACAGCUUCGCACUGGGCCCGGGCCUGGCCUCGGAGCUCGGCCUGCAUGGUUUCAGCGAUGGUGCUUCCCUUGCCCACAAGGUCCCCUCGGAGGCCAAUCCUUUCUUCACCAAGAGGCAGCUGGAAGGCCUGGGCGGCCUCAAGGGCGAGGGCGGCCCGGCCAAGGAGCCGGGCGAGCCGGGCCUGUCCCUGUGCGGGCCCAUGGACAAGGCCGGCCCCCCCCACGGCAGCAGGGCCAGCAAGGGGCGGGACCGCGACCACGACGGCAAGAACGGCCACAACCUCUUCAUCUCGGCAGCGGCGGCGCCCCCCGGUGGCCUCCUCGGCGGCCCUGGCCUCGUGACGGCAGCUCCGGCAGCAGGCAGCUCGGCACCCGGCGGCCAGGCGCACCGCCCCUUCCUGGGUACUUUUGGGCCUGGGCCACAGUUCAUGGGCCCCAUGUCCCUGCAGGCCAACCUGAGCUCGGUGGCCGGCUCGUCCGUGCUCCAGUCCUUGUUUGGCUCCGUGCCGGCCGCCGCGGGCCUGGUGCACGUGUCCUCCGCUGCGGCCAGACUGACCAACUCCCACACUAUGGGCAGCUUCUCCGGGGUGGCAGGCGGAACCGUCGGAGGUGUCUUUAACCACGCGGUGCCUCCCGCCUCUGCUCAUCUGUUUGGAGCCAGUGUCGGCAGUGGGGCUGUGUGUGGCAGCGCCCCGCUGGGCCUGAGCCCGCUGCAGGCCUCCUCCUUGCAGGCCGAGAUUCGGCCUCCCCCUCCGCCAGCCCCGCCCCUGGCCCCCGCCCCGCCGCCCCCUAACGUGGCCUUGCCUCCCGCCCCGACGCUGCUGACCGCUAACCUGGACCCCGUGCUGCUGCAGAGCCUCACGCCCGUCCCUGUAAACAUUAACCACGUCUUCCUAGCUCCUGCCUCCGCUGCUUCUCUGUCUCCCACUAACCCCUCUCUCUCUGUCAAGCUCACCCCACUCUCGCACAAGGUCUCCCACCCGCCCUUCUCGGUGCACCCGCAGCCCCUGCCCCGGCUGGCCUUGGCACAGACCGUGCCCGGCAUCCCGCAGGCCAGCUCCACGGGCGCGCCCGCUGUGUGGGUUUCUCUUGGCAUGCCGCCUCCUUAUGCCGCGCACCUUUCGGGGCGUAAGCCGCGCUAAAGAGCUUGCUUAGCUAGCACUUCCUAGGUUGUAAGGUAAGGCUGGAGCCAGCCCAGGUGCCCCUCGACACUCCCCGGCUCCCUGUACAAGGAGGGCCGGCGUGCGGCGCGCCUGCUGCGCCAGGGCAACUAGCCGGGGGGAUCCCGGGGCCCCAAUGGGCAGCAGGCAGGUGCCAGGCUGCAUGGCAGCCAUGCUCCUGGGACACAGACUGCGGGCAGGAGGAAGCCCUUUGGCCCAUGAGGCUGUGGGCACCAGCAGCCCCUCACAGUGACCAAGGGUCGGGUGCAAGGGAGGCACAAACCACCAACAGCAUGGGCAGCUGGAGUGCCCCAGCAGGACCUGUGCUGUGGUUGGUGGUCACAUGAUGGUGGCCUUGGAGGAUGGCCCUGGCCCAGCCCACGCGUGGCGCUGCCUAGGUCUCGUCCUGGGUCUCCCUGGUGAGGGGACCUUUGUGGAUGAGUCCCCACCCAGCGGGGCAGGGUGUGUGGGAGCCAGGCUCCCAGGAUCGUGGCAGUUCUGGGUCAGUGCUGCCUCUGGGCUGCGCCUGCCAGGCCUAUUGGAGAAGCCAUGGAGGCUGGGUGGCUGCAGGUCCGCUGACCGCGCAGAACCCUCGGCAGGGAGCCGGCCAUGGAGCCUGGCGCUGCCCUGUCAGGGCCCACGUCCACACUCACAGGACACUGAGCAUCCGGGCCUGGGGCCCGGGCCCUCUGCCAAGCCACUCACGGCCUCUUCCCCUGCUGUGCCUACCUGCAGGUAACUAAGAGUUCUACCUCAACUGCGACCUAUGCAAGGAUGGUGUGGACCAACGCGCCCGGCGGCUCUACUGUGAACGGCACCGGCUGCAGUGGCACCGGUGGCCCAGCGUGUACUGUCGAUCGUUCCUAACGUGCAUCCACACCCCGAGGGACCGGGUCCCACUGAGCACGCCCCGGAUGUGCGGGAAGGCCGGCAGCCCACCCGGUGCUAUUGCCACGGCUGCCCCGCCCCCUUGUCCCCCAAAGCUGUCCCACCCGCCCGCUCCUCCCGAACCAAAGGCUCCCCCUCCUGGGGAGGGGCUGCUGGCCACCCCGGCCCCCUCCCCUGGCGGGCAGAGUCCCUGGGUGCCUAGGUGGGCCGGGCACCCAGCUUGACCGUGGUGGCGUGGCCGGCCUGUGUACAAGUGCAUUACUUGCGGUUCUCGCUUCCCGGGCGGGGGGGCGGGGGUGCCGCGAGGUCCCCAGUUGGAGGAGAGAGUCACUGCAGGUGACAGUAUUUUAUAGAGAUGGGAUGAGAGUUUAUACAUUUCAUAGGCUUGACCGCAUUUAUUUUUAGAUUGUAUAAUGCACAGUGAACUUUAAAGAAAGUGUAAAGAUGUAAAGAA
Ochotona curzoniae (black-lipped pika) is the source of this 6511-nucleotide messenger RNA. It is a transcript of the gene DOT1L, whose product is annotated as DOT1 like histone lysine methyltransferase. The record is from RefSeq and is a predicted model, not a curated record. The transcript is spliced from 28 exons. Gene Ontology annotation, cellular component: nucleus. The coding region runs from base 58 to 5151 and encodes 1697 amino acids. NCBI's taxonomy places the organism in Eukaryota, Metazoa, Chordata, Mammalia, Lagomorpha, Ochotonidae. Gene Ontology annotation, molecular function: histone H3K79 methyltransferase activity. Gene Ontology annotation, biological process: DNA repair; DNA damage checkpoint signaling; regulation of transcription regulatory region DNA binding.